Messenger RNA from Salvia splendens (bonfire salvia), 852 nucleotides. Its product is annotated as probable E3 ubiquitin-protein ligase RHA4A. The transcript has 3 exons. Gene Ontology annotation, biological process: protein ubiquitination. Lineage: Eukaryota; Viridiplantae; Streptophyta; Magnoliopsida; Lamiales; Lamiaceae. The record is from RefSeq and is a predicted model, not a curated record. Gene Ontology annotation, molecular function: transferase activity. The coding region runs from base 145 to 690 and encodes 181 amino acids.
UCUUCUAAAGUUCUUUCCAGGCGUAUUAUAGCCACUACCCUUUUAAUUCUUAAUCAUCAAAUUCAUUAAAACCCUCUCUUUCUCUCUCUUCAUUCCAUAAGUACAUGCAAAAUGAAUAAGGAAAUUUAUUGCAAUUAAUCAGUAAUGAAGUCUCCUCCCCAAUCUCAGAGCCCUCCUCACCAAUAUCCUCAAGAAAUCCAGCUUAAGCUAUAUCAAGCUUUUAUAUUUUCAAUUCCAAUCCUUUUCUCAAUCAUUUUAUUUCUCUUAUUCUACCUUUUUUACCUCAAGAGAAGAGCCAACUCCUCUUCUUCCGCCGCCGCGCCUCCUCUUCUCCCCACCGCCGCCGCCGCCGAUGCUACUACGCCGUUGGAUUUGAAAGUUGAAGUGAAGAACAUGCUAUGCCAAAUCCUCUACGAUGACUCUAUGAAAUCAAGGGAUUCAUUGUGUUGUGUUUGCUUGGGAGAGUUCGAGUUGAAAGAGGAGCUGCUUCAAGUGCCGGUAUGCAAGCACAUUUUCCACGUGGACUGCAUCCGCCACUGGCUCCAUAACCACUCUACUUGUCCACUAUGUAGAGCCCCCGUUGCGCCCGCCUCUGUUGAUAACUCGAAGCCGCGACUCCCCGACGCCGCUCCCACGCACCAACACCAUAUAACCAUAACAUCUGAGGGAUCAACAAGUAUUGUUGCUUAGUUGGUGAGGCUGAUGAUAAGCAUACAUUAAACAGUAGAUAGUUAAUUAUGUUGUAAUUGCAAAAAUCGAAUGCAUGCACGACUCCUACAAAGGUAGUAGUCGUUCAAUUUUGAGAUACAAAAUAAAACUAAUAUACUAGUUUUUAAUUAAAAUUAAAAGUAA